Messenger RNA from Penicillium odoratum, 1674 nucleotides. Its product is annotated as vWA domain-containing protein. The coding region runs from base 1 to 1674 and encodes 557 amino acids. NCBI's taxonomy places the organism in Eukaryota, Fungi, Ascomycota, Eurotiomycetes, Eurotiales, Aspergillaceae. The record is from RefSeq and is a predicted model, not a curated record. The transcript has 4 exons.
AUGUCGGACCCCUACUAUCGACAAGGCCCUGGAUAUCCUAUGUACGGCAACUCACCUGCUCAGCAAAAUCAGCAAUACCAGUCUUAUCAGGCUCCCUCUCCGGUCGCGACACCAUAUUCUAGGCCACCUCCGCAGCAGCCUUCACCAUACCCCGCAUCCGGUCAGCAGGCUUAUGCACGUCCUCCACCGCCGCCGCCUACAGGCCAGCCCUAUGGAUCUUCGGGAUCGCCGUACCCUGGACAACAAUCUCAAUACCCUGGACAGCAAUCCCCUUAUCCUGGCCAACAGCCAGUGCAACAAUCUUCCUAUUCACGGGACCAACAACCUAAUGCUGGACAACAAGCCUAUCCCGGACAACAGCCUGCCUAUAACCAAGGACAAUACCCGCCCCAGGGGGCUCCGUACCCCGGUGGCCAGAGCCGCCCUGGACCUUCGCCUGGCCCGCCUGGCCAGUAUGGCGCGCCCGGCGGUCCCCCCGCACAGGCUGCCCCGCCUACCCAACAGCAAGUCUCAGCGUAUCGUCAGCUGCUGAUUAGCACUAUCCAGGAGAAGAAUAUCCAAAGCUUCUACCCACCCGAGCGCCUAGAUCGACUUGUGCAAUCGCUGGCCAGGGACGCACCGGCCAAGCUGCAGAAGCUGAUCCACGAAUGGAAUGUGCCCAUGGAGGUGGCUACGGACGUGAUGAAGCUGGCACUGUUCGACGUUAUUCUGUAUGUGGACGACAGUGGAUCCAUCGAAUUUGAAGAAAAGGGACUGCGGAAAGACCAGUUGCGCCAGAUUCUUGCAAUUGUGGCUACCGCAGCCGCAACCUUUGAUGAAGAUGGUAUCUCGGUGCGAUUCAUGAACUCCUCGGAAUCUGGUGACGGAAUCCGCAGUGCGAAUGAUGUCGAAGCGCUGGUCGCUCGUGUUCGGUUCUCGGGAUUGACACCCCUUGGUACUGGCUUGAAGAGCAAGGUCAUUGACCCUAUGAUCGUCGGUCCUGCCCGUUCUGGUCGUCUUGAUAAGCCAGUGCUGGUUAUUACCAUCACCGACGGCCAGCCCGCUGGUGAGCCUCAUAGCAGUGUGAACGACGCCAUCCGCUAUGCUGUCGAUGAGACUUCACGCACCCGUUACGGCCGUGGUGCGGUAUCUUUCCAGUUCUCACAGGUCGGCAAUGACCAGCGGGCACGUGAGUUUCUGGGUGAUUUGGAUGAGGAUCCUCAGAUCGGCAGCCUGAUUGAUUGCACGUCGAACUUCGAAGUGGAGCAGGAUGAGAUGUCGCGUGCUAACCCUCCGGUGCAUCUGACUCGGGAACUUUGGUGUGCGAAGCUGAUGCUCGGCGCGAUCGACUCAUCGUACGACACCAAGGACGAGAAAGCAGCUGGACGUCCUAGCGGAGGUGCGCCUCCCCAGGCUCCUUAUGGUGGAUACAAUCAAGCGCCAUCUGGUGGUCAAUCCGGGUAUGGGGCCCCACCACCUGGAUACCAGUCUGGACCGCCCCAGAGCUCCUACCCUCAGCCCGGCUACAGUCAGCCCCCUCAGCAGGGACAAGGGCAGCAAGGCCAGGGCCAGGGCCAGGGCCAGGGCCAGGGCCAGCAGCCCUAUUCGGGCGCAAGUCGUGGAUCUCCAUAUGGACAGCCCCAGUAUGGAUAUCCCGCUGGAGGUGGUUACCCACCACCACCGCGUCGCUACUAA